CACAGAAGUGAGCGCAUCUCGGGUCUCGCGCGGAGCGGAAGUGGGUCGUGGGGCAGGGCUCGCGCUCCACUGCAUAUAAACGCACGCGGACUUCCUCAAACUCACUUUGCAUCGGAGCAGAGACGCACUCAGAUCUAAGCAGCAUCAUGAGCUGGGACAGCUACAUCACGAGCCUGACCAAGAGCGAGUGGGUGGAUGAUGCGGUCAUCCUCGGGUGCACACCGGGUCAGGAGUCCGUUUGGGCGUCCGCACCGGGCGGCUGGCUCAACCAAGUCACGGCGGCUGAGGUGAAGGCUCUCGUCGCCAGUGACCGCAGCACUCUGUUUGCCAACGGAGCGACUCUGGCCGGGAAAAAGUGCACGGUGCUGAGAGAUGCUCUGAAUGUGGACGGCCAGAACACCAUGGACAUCAAGAUGAAGACCUCAGAGAAAGAGCCUGACCCCUUCUCCUUCACCAUCGGCAAAACUCACAAAGCGAUAAUCAUUGCUAAAGGUGUAAAAGAUGCUCAUGGAGGCAAAGUCAAUCCACCCGUCUUUGACAUGACCGCAUACCUAAGGAAAAUGAACAUGUGAACAAGCCCCGCCCCCUGUCCUGCUGACUCCGCCCACUCCCCCCACGCUCUGCCACUUCACCUGUCGGCCGUCUGCAGGAUCUGACCUGAUCUCCAUUCAUAAAGCCAGAAGAACUGCUCCAAGAUCAACCAGACGUGUGCUU
Carassius carassius (crucian carp) is the source of this 714-nucleotide messenger RNA. Its product is annotated as profilin-1-like. The transcript is spliced from 4 exons. The record is from RefSeq and is a predicted model, not a curated record. Bases 147 to 572 code for a protein of 141 amino acids. Lineage: Eukaryota; Metazoa; Chordata; Actinopteri; Cypriniformes; Cyprinidae. Gene Ontology annotation, molecular function: actin binding. Gene Ontology annotation, biological process: regulation of actin filament polymerization; actin cytoskeleton organization; positive regulation of actin filament bundle assembly. Gene Ontology annotation, cellular component: cytoplasm.